GAGAGACUCGGUCGGCCCACACCAGGUGCCCAGAGGCCGGCGGUCCGUGCGCCCCGGCCGCGGCCCCGGCCCGGGCCCAGCCCCGUGCCCCUCGCCAUGGGCCUGGCCCGCGCCCGCCGGCCCUGAGCAUGGAGCAGGGCUGGCCGCAGGGGGACAGCUGUCCCGGGGAGCGGCCCGCCGCUUGCCGCCGCGCCCACAGCGUCUGCGACUCGCUGGACCUGCACGGCGCCCCGGCCGGCCGCGCUGCCGCCGCCCUGCAGGCCGCUCUCUGCGCCGCCAGUGAGCAGCCGGCGCGGCCGCGGAGCGUGUGCUCGGGCGGCCCGGAGCCGCCGCCCACCGGCGCCCGCGGCCUUUUGCUCGGCCUCUUGCGCCCGCGCCUCGGCCGCCGGGGCCAGGCGCCCUCAGGACCGCCCGUCUCGCCUGCGCCCAGCCCCGCGUCCAGCCCCGCGCCGACCCGGCGCAGCGGCACCCGCGGGGAGCCGACUCCGCGGCCCCGGCCGGCCAGCAUGACUUUCCUGGAGGUGAACCGGCUGGAGCUGGCGGCCGCCGAGGCGCCGGGCGCAGGUCUGGGGCGCGCGGGCAGCGCAGGCUUCCUGCGCGGCGCGGCGUUGUGGAGCAGCCAGCGCUGGCCGGUGCUGCGCGGCGGGCGCGGGCCGGAGGGGCCCCGGCGCGGCCUGGCGGCGCUCAGGAAGAGCUUCAGCUUCCGCCUGCGCCGCGGCCAGGAGGUGCGGCGCUCCGAGUCGGGGCUGCUGGCCCGGCCGCCCCGCGCGCGCACCCGUAGCGACGGCGACGCCGGCUCCCUGGGCGCCUUCCCCAGCCGCCGCGACCUGCUGGGCGCCGACGCCCCGCGCGCAGCGCCGGAGCCCGGCCGCCCCCGCACCGCCGCCGGCCUCUGGAGGCUGCUCACCAGCCGCUUCCGCCGGAGGGAGCCCGCGCCCGCCCCGCCGCUGUGGAGCCGUCGGGCGGCUGCGGCCCCGGAGCUCCUGCGCGCGCCCAGCGACUCGUUUGUGAACAGCCAGGAGUGGACGCUGAGCCGCUCCGUACCGGAGCUUAAAGUGGGCAUAGUGGGGAACCUGUCUAGCGGGAAGUCAGCCCUGGUGCACCGCUAUCUGACGGGGACCUAUGUCCAGGAGGAGUCCCCUGAAGGGGGACGGUUUAAGAAGGAGAUUGUGGUGGAUGGCCAGAGUUAUCUGCUGCUGAUCCGAGAUGAAGGAGGCCCCCCUGAGCUCCAGUUUGCUGCCUGGGUGGAUGCAGUGGUGUUUGUAUUCAGCCUGGAGGAUGAAAUCAGUUUCCAGACGGUGUACAACUACUUCCUGCGUCUCUGCAGCUUCCGCAACGCCAGCGAGGUGCCCAUGGUGCUUGUGGGCACGCAGGAUGCCAUCAGCGCUGCGAAUCCCCGGGUUAUCGACGACAGCAGAGCCCGCAAGCUCUCCACAGAUCUGAAGCGGUGCACCUACUAUGAGACGUGCGCGACCUACGGGCUCAAUGUGGAGCGUGUCUUCCAGGACGUGGCCCAGAAGGUAGUGGCCUUGCGAAAGAAGCAGCAACUGGCCAUCGGGCCCUGCAAGUCACUGCCCAACUCGCCCAGCCACUCGGCAGUGUCCGCUGCCUCCAUCCCGGCCGUGCACAUCAACCAGGCCACGAAUGGCGGCGGCAGCGCCUUCAGCGACUACUCGUCCUCAGUCCCCUCCACCCCCAGCAUCAGCCAGCGGGAGCUGCGCAUCGAGACCAUCGCUGCCUCCUCCACCCCCACACCCAUCCGAAAGCAGUCCAAGCGGCGCUCCAACAUCUUCACGUCUCGGAAGGGUGCUGACCUGGACCGGGAGAAGAAGGCUGCCGAGUGCAAGGUGGACAGCAUCGGGAGCGGCCGCGCCAUCCCCAUCAAGCAGGGGAUCCUGCUGAAGCGGAGCGGCAAGUCCCUGAACAAGGAGUGGAAGAAGAAGUACGUGACACUCUGUGACAACGGGCUGCUCACCUAUCACCCCAGCCUGCAUGAUUACAUGCAGAACAUCCACGGCAAGGAGAUUGACCUGCUGCGGACAACGGUGAAAGUGCCAGGGAAGCGCCUGCCCCGAGCCACACCUGCCACAGCCCCUGGCACCAGCCCCCGUGCCAACGGGCUGUCCGUGGAGCGGAGUAACACACAGCUGGGUGGGGGCACAGAGCCCCUGGCUCCCAACUGCUUUCCGCCGAGACUUCAGUACCCCCGAUGUUGCCCUAGACCAUUGGAUCUCAUGUUCCCUGGGCCCAGUAACAGCUGCCCCCAACCCUGCCCUGCUGGUGCCAUUCCUGUGCCCUGUCCCAGCAGUCAGCGCCUGGCAGCACAGGUCUGCAGCUGGGUGAGUCCCCUCCCUAGAGGGCCUGUGCUUGUCACAGUGAGGGGAGGGUGUGACAGACUUAGUGGACAGGUGGUUGGGGAUACGAAGUCCCCUGGAAUGGAUGGGAGGACCCCAAACAAUAAAGAAUUGUCCCACUGACAACGCUGAUGGGACUCCGCUGAGAAAGCCCAGGUUAGAGGGAAGGAAGGCGCAAUGAUGCCUCCAGGUGUGGUCCUUGUUUGGAGGCAAGGCACCUGAAACAGGUGUGCUGGGCCCACUCUCACAGAAACACCGCGGACCAGGCCGAAGGCAGGGGAGUGGCCAGGGGGAGGGGCCUGACACAACUGCGACGUGCCCUAUGCAGUGGCUGUCUCUGCAUCAGGCCCCAGGUCGUCAGCAGCUCUGAAGUAGAGAUUAUUGUCCCCAUUUUAAUGAGGAAACAGAGGCUUGGCGUAGCUAACAAACUUGUCUGUAAAUUCCACAGUAAGUGGGAGACCUAGGGUUCGACCUAAUUGUUUCUGACUUGAAGAGCCAUGUUCUUUCCUCUAAGCCACCCUGAGCUCAGAAAGGAAGCCUGUGAGGUGGAUGGAGGGAAGGAAGGAAGCUAAGAAGGAGAAAGCACGCCACCACCCAUCAUGGGGCUGUGCCAGUGGGGGACCUUGAGCCUGCUGGGGGGUUGUACUGGCCUGAUGGCAGGUCACAUGCAGCCUUCAGCGCUCUGCCCGGAGAGUGGGUCAGAGCUGCAGGGAGCCCUCUGGCACCAGCCCCCAGGAGCCCCUUUGGUCAGCUUGGGGUUUCUCUUAUCAUUCCAAAAAUGAGGAGCAGGCCCAAGUGAGUCCCUUUCCUUGAUGGCAGGGAGCCAGAGGACAGCUGGGCUGUUGCCCUAGAGCAAGGGAAACGAGAAGACGCUGUCCUGUCCCGUUCCUGUCCCUGACAUCCCUCACCUAGGAGGGGCAAUGGCAUGGAGGAGGCAGCCCCGUGCCCUGGCUCCUGUAAUGACAGCGCCCACAAGCAGGAGCUCGCGGACGGUGCCCACCCAGCCCGCGUCCCGCUGCCGCAUGCCGACACUGACACCGACCCUCAUGCACACUCACACAUGUCUCUCACUCACCGGGCGAUGUUAACAUCUCAUUAUCUUUGUUACUGUAAUUACAUUAUCCGCUGCUUUAUGCAGAAUUAUCCUCCGAGGACUAAUUGAUGGCUCCAUGUUUAAUUCAUUAAUCAUUAGCAUCAAAUUCGACAAUUACAGUGCACACUGAUUGUGGGAUUGCAGGCGUAAUGAGGGGAGAAUUAACAAAGGAAAGGGAAAGCACUUUCCCUCCCUCAGGAUUUUGGGUCGGGGGCUUGGGGAGGAAGUUGGGCCUGUGGUGUCUUUGGAUGGGGCUAGGGAUGAGGGGGAAUACGAUUUGGAACCUGGAAGGGAAUGAAAGCAGGGGUGAGGAGAAGCAAGGUGUCUGAGAAAUGAGGGACCAAGUGUGCACCCCGGAAGGUUUCCUGAGGCAGGACCUGUGAGGGCGGAGAACAGGACGUAGGUAGGAUUCUGAGGAGGCAGCAUCUACAUGUUUCUUCGGGGCCUGGAGAUGGAGACUGGUCUGUAGCCUCCGUGCUGCAUGUAUGUGACUAAGCACUUACUAUGUGUCUGGUCCUGUUUGGGGUGUUGUGACAAAUUCAAGAGGAACAUAAAAGUUGCUCCCUGCCUUUAGGUGUCUCCCAGCGGCAGAGCUGUGGCACCCUGGGCCAUUCCUUUACUUUUAUGCGGCAGCUCGGUGCCGUCUCCCCAUAGGCUUCCCCUCAGUACCACCGCCUGCAGGGCUGGUGUGAGACCUGGCACCUGCCCUUCUCCUGGCUGGGCCUCUGCCUGCUGUCUCCAGCUUUGGCCAGCUCCGGGCCCCUUCUCUGCUUUCCCACUAACCUCCAGCACCUGGCUGGCUCCUCUGCUUCAAGGUUCAAGCACCUCGGGUUUGGCCCCCCUGUUCUUAGACUGCCUAAGGCCAUUUCUUUCUGGUCGCAGUCUUGGGUGGACUGAAGAAGGGGAAGGAAGCUUAGGCUCUCGGUGUUCCAACUCAGGCCUUGUAAGUGUCACAGGCCUCUGAGGCCCCGCGGCUGUUCCCAGAAUCUUUCCAGCAGGGGCUCAGCCGGGCGCUCUGUCUUCCCUCCACUGCCGGCCGCCGCGCCUGCCCCAGCCUUAGCUUUCCUAGAGCUUUCGGUUCCCCCUGGCUCUGCCAUUCUUCCCUGAUGGGAAACGAAAGAUUAAUUUUCUCCAGCCCAACAGGAUAAUUACUAAUACUAAUUAGACAUAAUUACUUGAAUUUGAUACACUUAUUUCUCGUCAGAAUGGCAGUAAAGCUGAGGCAAAGCAAAUGGCAUAUGUGGACUAGAAUGGAGGGUGCAGGGGCCCAAGCCAGGAGGGGCCCCACAAGGAGCACUGCGGAGAUGGGUGUCAGCACCACCCAGCUCGUUCCACAAGUUGGGAGAUCUCUGAUGCAGAGACCCCCCGCCCCGCUCCCUGACCACAGUGAGGGGACAGAGCUGUGGACCUUUCUGUUCAUGGAGAGAGAAGGGUAUGAAGAUCUGGGGACAGGCUGCUUCCUAAGGCACACAGGGCCCCUGCGCGGCCUCUGGCUCUCCCAGAAGCUGGCCCGCCACCUGACGAACCCAGUGCCCUGCUGGAAUGUCUCAGGCUCUGCCCUGCAGCCCUAUUUUUAGGAUAGUAUCUUUGAGAAUCCUCCCCUGCCCGGCCUCCCUUCCCAGUCUGACCCUUCCCGC
Pongo pygmaeus (Bornean orangutan) is the source of this 5084-nucleotide messenger RNA. RefSeq names its product ArfGAP with GTPase domain, ankyrin repeat and PH domain 3 (gene AGAP3). Lineage: Eukaryota; Metazoa; Chordata; Mammalia; Primates; Hominidae. The transcript has 12 exons. The record is from RefSeq and is a predicted model, not a curated record. Gene Ontology annotation, cellular component: nucleus. The coding region runs from base 129 to 2477 and encodes 782 amino acids. Gene Ontology annotation, biological process: activation of GTPase activity. Gene Ontology annotation, molecular function: GTPase activity; GTPase activator activity; protein binding.